Messenger RNA from Hyla sarda, 1253 nucleotides. It is a transcript of the gene AIMP1, whose product is annotated as aminoacyl tRNA synthetase complex interacting multifunctional protein 1. Gene Ontology annotation, molecular function: tRNA binding. The record is from RefSeq and is a predicted model, not a curated record. The transcript is spliced from 9 exons. NCBI's taxonomy places the organism in Eukaryota, Metazoa, Chordata, Amphibia, Anura, Hylidae. The coding region runs from base 165 to 1118 and encodes 317 amino acids.
CUGCUACCGAGGCCGACCCUGUCACGUGAUCUGUGACGUCACCUCCUUGCGCCGGUCUCGCAGGAAAAGCCCUCAGGAAGAGAUAUCCAGCCUCUGUGGGAGAAAUCCAUUGGCCAGCAGGUUACAGUCCAUACAUCCUUUGACAUCUGAAUCCAUAUGUCUGCAUGUUUUUUGUCAGGUCCCUCACCAAGAUGGCUUCAAGCAACCCUUCCUUGAACAAGCUAGAGCAGAGGGCAUCUGAAGCCGAUCAAGUUAUAGAAUACCUCAAACAGCAAGUUGCUCUUCUGAAAGAGAAAGCAAUUUUACAAGCAUCUCUACGGGAGGAGAAGAAGCUGCGUGUUGAAAAUGCAAAGCUGAAGAAAGAGAUUGAAGGCUUGAAAGAACAACUUAUUAAAACCGAGAUAAAAAAUGGAGUGAAACAGGUUGGUGUUCCUGCUACAACACCUGCUGUCUCCAGCCCAGCUACCUCACAACCUGCUGCUCAACCUGCUGCUCAGUCUGCACCCGUGAAAACCUCCUCUUCGGCACCAAAAGCAGCAGAAGAUAAGAAAAAGAAGGAGAAGCCAGAAAAAAAAGGAGAAAAGAAAGAGAAGAAAUCAGUUACCGCAGAUGAUGAUGCAAAACCUGUAGAUGUAUCUCGAUUGGACCUGCGUGUUGGCUGCAUUAUCUCCGCCAAGAAACAUCCAGAUGCUGACUCCCUAUAUGUAGAAGAAGUUGAUGUAGGAGAAGCAUCUCCAAGGACGGUUGUCAGUGGCCUAGUGAAGCAUAUUCCUCUAGAUCAGAUGCAGAAUCGUAUGGCAGUGCUGCUAUGUAACUUGAAACCUGCCAAAAUGAGAGGAGUGCUUUCUCAAGCCAUGGUAAUGUGUGCCAGCUCUCCAGAGAAGGUGGAAAUAUUGGAUCCCCCCAGUGGAGCAGUUCCCGGAGAUAGAAUUACCUUUCAGGGAUUCCCAGGUGAACCUGACAAAGAGCUGAAUCCUAAGAAGAAGACAUGGGAGCAGAUCCAGCCAGAUCUUCUUACCAAUGAUGAAUGUGUGGCUACUUACAAAGGAGUACCAUUUGAAGUCAAUGGAAAAGGCGUAUGCAAAGCCCAAACCAUGUCCCGAAGUGGCAUUAAAUAAUUUGAAUAUGAAAUUACACUGUGAGGCUGUUUCUGAGAAUCCCAUCAGAGAACUAGAACAAUAAAGGCCAAUAAUUUGUUGAUUUGUGUUCUUUCUAGUGUGCUUUAGUUUUUUUUAAGUACAAUUUCAUCUUAU